GGCCGCGCGGGCAGGCGGCGGCGGCGGCGGAGGAGGCGGAGGACGAGGAGGAGGAGGAGGAGGAGGGGAAGGCGUCCCGGAGGCGCGCCUGCGGCGGGAGGAGGCCAUGAACGGCGAUCGCACCGAGAGCGACUGGCAGGGGCUGGUGAGCGAGUACCUGGUGUGCAAGAGGAAGCUGGAGAGUAAGAAGGAGGCGCUGCUCAUCCUGUCCAAGGAGCUGGACACCUGCCAGCAGGAGCGGGACCAGUUCAAGCUCAUGGCCAAUCAGCUGCGCGAACGCCACCAGUCCCUGAAGAAAAAGUACCGCGAGCUGAUCGAUGGAGAUCCAUUGCUUCCCCCUGAAAAGAGGAAGCAGGCUAAUCUUUCACAGCUAUUGAGAGAUUCUCAGGACCGAAAUAAACAUCUGGGAGAAGAAAUUAAAGAACUUCAGCAAAGGCUCGCAGAAGUCCAGGGUGACAAUAAGCUCUUAAGGAUGACAAUUGCCAAGCAGAGACUGGGAGAUGAAGAAAUCGGGGUGCGGCAUUUUGCAGCCCACGAGAGAGAAGACUUGGUGCAGCAGCUGGAGCGAGCAAAGGAGCAGAUCGAGUCUUUGGAGCACGAUCUGCAGGCCUCUGUGGAUGAGCUUCAGGAUGUCAAGGAAGAGCGGGCCUCCUACCAGGACAAAGUGGACCGGCUGAACCAGGAGCUCAACCACAUCCUGGGUGGCCAUGAGAACCGCAUCAUCGACGUGGAUGCCCUGUGUAUGGAAAACAGGUACCUUCAAGAGAGAUUAAAACAUCUCCAUGAAGAGGUCAAUCUCUUGAAAUCAAACAUCGCCAAAUACAAGAACGCUCUUGAAAGACGGAAAAACUCGAAGGGCCAGGGCAAAUCCAGCAGCAGUGCUCUGACUGGAGUCCUGUCUGCAAAGCAAGUUCAGGAUCUGCUCUCUGAGGAUCAUGGGUGCAGUCUCCCCGCUACGCCGCAGUCCAUUUCAGACCUGAAAUCUCUGGCAACUGCCCUGUUGGAGACGAUCCAUGAGAAAAACAUGGUCAUUCAGCACCAGAGGCAAACCAACAAAAUCCUAGGGAAUCGAGUAGCAGAGUUGGAGAAAAAGUUACGAACUCUGGAGGUUUCUGGUUUGUGGAGUCUUCCAGGCCUGAGCUACAAUGUUUCCGUAGGAUUCGGCAGGGGCAAGGACACCAUACUGUUCAGCGACCCUGCUCUUUCUACCGUACAAAGGUCAAGGUCCCCACUGCUGAAGUUUGUUGAGCAGCCCACGGAGAACCAACCAGAUCCCAAGGGUGGGGAGGCUCAGCAGCAGGAAGGAGAUGAAAGUUGUGUUGCCGCCGAGGCGUUGACAGCGCCCGAGGAUGGUGGGAGGCCCGCUGUCAGCUCCCCAGCAAACCCGAGUCAUGGGAGCCAACGCAAGCACUUUCAUCCUUCAUUACCCCGGCUACCUUCUGAGGAGGAAGCAGUAAACAGGCUUGGAAGGGAAAUAAUUAAACUGACAAAGGAGCAGGCGGCUGCAGAACUGGAAGGGGUCAGGAGAGAGAGUCCCCUGGAGGGAUCAAAGAGCUCAUCCGUGGGCCUGGGCCUGGCCUCCAACGAGGAGCUCCCCAAAUCCCUCCUGGACAGCUUGGACCCCACCCAGCCGGCGGCUGAAGCUGCUGCCCUGGAAGACAGUAAAGGAAUCUCAGGGGAUGAGGACACAGGCAGUGUCCUGCAAACAUGAAGGGGAACAGAGUCCAGCACGGUGACACUUUGCAGGCACCAGGGAUGGCGAGAAAAGAAUGAAGCGUCACAACACAUGCACAGGUCGCUUUCCCCUAAAACACCUCAGCCUCUGCAAAUGAGGAAUGGCUCAGAUCCUGUCGCAAACUGUGAACGUCCCGACGAUGCCUGCGGGGUGUGAUUUAUUAAACACAGGUCCUCAAGCUUCUCGAGUGUCAUCUCUUUCUGCCAAGGAUGUGCGGCUGUGAACAGGGCCAGGCUGCCAUAUGGCUGGUCUUCGGCCUCUGUCUUUCUGUCAGCAUUUGUUUUAUUAGAGAUAAGAUGUUUUUCUAUUAGCAUUUGAUGUUGUGGAUCAAAAUUAUGGAAAGAGCUGGAAUUGGAGGGGAUUUUGAGUCAGGGCUGGUGAUGGACAGGCAGCUGGAAAGAAAGAAGUAAUGGAGCAUCCUGUGUCUUCGGGGCCCAGUAGACCUCCCUGCAUGGGCUUUCUUGGCAUCCUGUCAUUGGCCCUGUGCGUCAAGGUGCCCGCUGGUGGGUGGAAAGGGACUGAAGUGGCUGAGAAGGUUGGCCUUCUGGAAGGAAAUCCCUAGUCCCCAUAGAGGCCUGUUUGCAUACUACUAGAGCUGAGUUUUCUAGCCUGUAAAUCUGGGGGAUUAAUUGAUUGGAAGUGGUGGAGGAGGAGGAGGGCCUGAGACUCCCAGAGAUGAUGUGAUUCUUUGCUUCUGAAAAGAGAUGAGAGCUAGAAGUAGAAAUGUUUGUUUGCUUUCUUCAGCCUGUGCUAUCUGUAGGAUUUGGAGGCCAUUCUGGGUUUGGGAAAGAGCAGGCAGUAUGGUGUCAGUCUACUGUCCUGCACCACCUGAACCUAGAACCCUUUAGUGCUUCAACAGAAUGUCUCUUUGGGGCCUCAGGUAUGGGGUUUUAAAAGACAAGACACAGAGCUCGUGGUCCUGGUGGGGAAAGAGAGCAAACAAAGUGACCUCAUCCAGUGUGGUGCGAGGAGGAGCCUGGGGGACUCCGGGCAAGGUCCAAGGGUAAGAAAGGAGGGUAUGGCCAGUGCUGGUUCUUCUAGGGAUGAGACUCAUCAGUUCCACCUAGCAUUUGGGGCUGCAGGAAACUGCAGGGUCUCUGAGCUGCGGACUUUCUACAAGCUGGACUCAGUUCAUUUCUCCCAAGAGCCCCAUACCAGAUCCCACCACACAAAACACCUUGGAGAAGCAGCAUUGCACUGCAGACACCUGCCUGCAGGACAAAGAAAUUCACCCCAAAACCUGACGUACACACAGGUUCAUCUAGGUGUGACGCCUGCUCAUGGGAGGCUGGCCCCCACCGACACCUUCCUGCCAGGUUGCAUCUCCUGGUGACGCUGCUGGCAGACAUCACAGUCCUCACUCUGGUGGGGGGAGAGGGAGCGUGCAGAGCAAGGACCUGGGCUGGGUCAAGUGCACACCUUGGGGCCUCCGACUGCUUUUUCCCAGCUCCCCUGAGGCUACCCGCCUGCAGAACUGAAGCAUGCUGGAACCGGUGCCCUGUCACUUGGGGGUACAAGGACACUUAGCUGCUCCUAAUGCUGCUUCAGCCUUCCCCGUUCCACAGGGUCCUUCUGCUCCCUGGGGAACUCCAUAACAUCCUUUCCUGGCAGGUCACUUCUGCAGCUGAGGUGCUCACCCGAGCUCUGGUUUGCCACAUGGUCAACCGCAGUUAUCUCUGCAGGGCUUUCUGGAUAGUAGGGCUUGUAAUAAAACCCAACACAUUCCACCAGGGCCAGGGAAACUGAGUCCCAGAGAGGCUGGGUUUGGGAAGCUGAGAUCAGAGGAGCUGCGGCUUUAACAAUGUGCCCGCCGUCGGUCUGGUAGUCUCUUGUGUUCUUAGGUGGAAUGGGAGACAGGUUUGAUCCUGGCACAUAGGUAACCAUGGCAACUCUCCAUUCCCUUGUGUGACACUGUCAUAUCUCUGCUGUCCCCACCCGCGUGGUACCACAGACAUUAAAGGGAGAUUGGGCAACUACUCAUGGUUGUCUUUUAGCCUUUGUGAAAGUGUGUGGCAUUCUUCCCUCAUGCCACCACACAGCCCUGCACGGACGUGGAACUUUCAGUAACAAUUCACACCUGUGACACUUAAUAAUAGUGAUGCAAACUCUACGGCAUCACAAGAGCUUCAGACGUAGGAGGUCCCAAGGCUGCUUCCUUCAAGAAAGUCACCGAUGGUCUGAGUUUCCACCUUCCAUCUCCAUUUGCCUCCAUGUCUGCUACUUCCUCAUGAUAACAAGACGGUUGCAAUAGCUCCAGGCAUCACUCAUUCUCACGUAUGUCCAAAGGCAGAAGGAAGUUUCUCCCAACAAUCUAUGUGUGUGUUUCAAUAGCAAGAGGCCCAGCUUCUGCCAUAUUUCAUUACUCAGAAUCUUCAUAUGCCUGUGAGUCAAUCCCCCGCAAGAAGAUGGUACAAUGAUAGGUUUAGGUGUAUGAGGUUUACCCUCAGAAUUGAGGAGGGGCCCUGUCCUGGAUCUGUAGGCAUGAGAGGGGUGACUGUCAUAUCAAAAUCGUAAGUUAGAGGCGCAGACUUAAGGAGAUUUGAGUGGGCGCUGUAGCAUCUCCUCUGAGCCCCGCGGUUUCUCCUUUAUCCCGGCUUUGAAAGCCGGAACGUUAGGGUCGGUGAGAAGAAGACUGCACCCCCGCUUCACCCGCUUCUCUGUGGUCCCCUGCAUUGGAGAGGGUUUGUCCCUCCGCUGCAGGCCCGCCUGUCCUGAGGCUCCCGCAGACUUCUGAGCUGGGGUAAGGGACACAGGGCUGGCAGGCCUCCUGAUGAAAACGGGGUACACGUGCUGCACCCCUGUACAGCUCUGUUCCUGCAGCUGCUUGGCGUGCAGUUUUACAUACAGGUGUUUGUCUUUAAUUAAGGCCUGCAGAAAGGAUUGGUGUUCAUAAGGCAGGCGGCCCUGGCUCCUUCCCUCCAUGCCGCUCCUGCCCCCUCCUCCCCCUGCUGCACCCCCACUACCACCCAGCUUCACUGCUAGGAGGCCCCGACCCCGCAGCCUCCUGUCUGAUGGCAACCUUAAGGAACUUGGUUAGAUUUCCCUUGUUGCUUUGCUCUUCCCAAACGCAUGUGUCUGCCAGCCAACUGGGGCGCGAGAAGUUCAGUCUCUAGGGAAUUCUGAAGACUAGCUCUCUGAGGUUUUCUUCUCUGUCUCUCUCCAGUGGCCGCGUGGCUUUGCCCUCUGGGUUUUCCAAGCCUCUACCAAGAGGGUGCCCUCUGGCUUCACUGCCUUCCCACUGCCCUGUGGCUGGCUGCCUGGCGCUCACUUCUCUUUGCAAAAGGUCCCGAUUAGAUGGCUUUUUCCCUCUACUUUCAUUCCAGAAGGCUCCAUUUGAGACAAUCCUUCUCAAUAAAAACCAAGGUACCAUCAGAGGUUUCCAGUUAGAGUGUCAAAAACCCAAAGCACUGUCCCAGGCUCAUGGCUUUACCACAUUCCUUUCCCCCAGAUGGCUUUCAGGAUGGAGAAAAGUGCAGACAGAGCUGCAACUAGGAACUCGGGAAUCUAAUUAGAAAGAAAAGCAGAAAUAAACAAGGACUGGUCUCUCCAUGUGACGGUUGUGCACAAAAGCAAAGCCAAACGAGUCGAUCCAGCAUGAGGGCAAUUUGACAUGAUAGCUGUGGAUGUGCUGCCUUCUCUUUCUUAUCAGGUCUUUGCUAAACAAGACUGUUUCUUCUGGAUGCACGAGAGAGUCUGCAUAGCGCUGGGAAGUUUGACUUCGGAGAAUUUGUGAGAGCUCAGGAACACAUUUUGGGAUUUUAGCCAAGGCCCUGAGGGCCUGUUAAAUGUAAAACAAUUGACUUUUUCUUAAAACCAGCUGCUCUUUGUAGUUUUAUGUAAAGAAAGAUGUAGCUUCUCUUCCUUUGCAGGCCUGACCAUAUUAGAGUCUAUGAUCACUGUGUAUCAUAACUAUAUCUUGUUUUUACUUGAAAUAAAAAUGUGAUGAUUUUCUUGA
This is a messenger RNA of Cavia porcellus (domestic guinea pig), 5690 nucleotides long. It is a transcript of the gene Ccdc149, whose product is annotated as coiled-coil domain containing 149. NCBI's taxonomy places the organism in Eukaryota, Metazoa, Chordata, Mammalia, Rodentia, Caviidae. The transcript has 13 exons. Bases 107 to 1711 code for a protein of 534 amino acids. The record is from RefSeq and is a predicted model, not a curated record.